This is a messenger RNA of Aspergillus versicolor CBS 583.65, 651 nucleotides long. RefSeq names its product GNAT family N-acetyltransferase. Bases 1 to 651 code for a protein of 216 amino acids. The record is from RefSeq and is a predicted model, not a curated record. Lineage: Eukaryota; Fungi; Ascomycota; Eurotiomycetes; Eurotiales; Aspergillaceae. Gene Ontology annotation, molecular function: acyltransferase activity, transferring groups other than amino-acyl groups. The transcript has a single exon.
AUGACUUGGGAUAAUGAUUUUUCUAUUUUCCGCAUCUCCAAAACCGAGCAUGUUGCUACCUCUGCCCGCAACUACCGAAACCUCCGACUCGGCGCGUUAGCAGCGUCUCCAGCUUCUUUCGCUUCCACACAGGAGAUCGAGGCGGCGUUCACCGAUGAGGAAUGGAUACAAAGCCUCACCAGUCCCGGACGAGAAACGUUCAUUUGCGCCGCAAUCCCUCCUACAGGCCCUACGAAGUGGGUUGGUCAAGUCACCCUUCUCGGCCCCCUAUCCACACAGCCAUUGUCAGAAAAUCACACACCAGAAAACGCUGUCCCAGAAAGCGACGAACGCUGGCACAUGCUCAGCCUGUUCACAUUUCCUGAAUACAGGGGCCAAGGCCUCGGAGUGAAGCUAUGCCAGGAGGUCAUGCGAUUCAUCCAAGGUUAUCGACCUCAGCCUGAGACGGCACAGCUUGAUCUUAUUGUCAAGGAGAGCAAUGCCUCUGCCGUGAGGCUUUAUGAGAGGCUGGGAUUCUGGCAUGUUAGACGGUGUACUCUUGUUGAGGCGCUGAUUGCGAAUGGGGAUGGGCAUCUUUUACCGGCUGACAGAAGUGCCCCUAAGUAUACAGAGUUAGGUGGGUUGGUCAUGAGAAUUAUAAUAUCGCGUUAA